AUGGGAGAUAUUUGGACAUGGCUUAUUUCCUUCUUCUUCCUCAUCGCUCUUGUCGGAAUCAUCGUCUAUCAGCUUGUUUGCUUAGCGGAUCUUGAGUUUGAUUACAUCAACCCUUACGACUCUGCAUCGAGGAUAAACUCAGUGGUGUUACCAGAGUUCAUUGUCCAAGGAGUUCUAUGUGUAUUCUAUCUCAUUACAGGACACUGGUUCAUGGCACUCCUUUGCCUCCCUUAUCUCUACUACAACUUCCAACUCUACUCGAAGCGACAACACUUGGUAGAUGUCACAGAGAUAUUCAAUCUGCUUAAUUGGGAAAAGAAGAAACGGCUUUUCAAACUUGCUUACAUAAUCCUUAACCUCUUUCUCACUAUCUUCUGGAUGAUCUAUUCAGCGCUGGAUGAUCACGAUGACUGAUUGAUCCAUUAAUCUUCUUCGGUGUCUUUUUCCAUCUGAUUAACACCGCGCUUAAAGAGACAGCGCUGUGCUCGUGGACAUGAGUUAAAUGGAAAGAAACAAAGUGUUUGUUGUUGAUACCAGUUUGUAAGAUUAGUGUAUUUUUUUUUCUUUGUUUGUUUUACGAUCAAAAAGUAUUUUUUCUUUCUUUCUUAGAAACGUUUUUCAGACAUGAAGUCGGAAAAGUUCAAAGUUUUGUUGUCUCAUUAAACCAAAGU
Molecule: messenger RNA, 671 nt
Organism: Eruca vesicaria subsp. sativa (arugula)
Lineage: Eukaryota; Viridiplantae; Streptophyta; Magnoliopsida; Brassicales; Brassicaceae
Source: the annotation of a GenBank genome assembly